This is a messenger RNA of Phytophthora sojae, 1029 nucleotides long. RefSeq lists its product as hypothetical. Gene Ontology annotation, biological process: 'de novo' IMP biosynthetic process. Lineage: Eukaryota; Oomycota; Peronosporomycetes; Peronosporales; Peronosporaceae. The transcript has a single exon. The record is from RefSeq and is a predicted model, not a curated record. Bases 1 to 1029 code for a protein of 342 amino acids. Gene Ontology annotation, molecular function: phosphoribosylaminoimidazolesuccinocarboxamide synthase activity. Gene Ontology annotation, cellular component: cytoplasm.
AUGAGCGCCGUCGUCGCCGAAGUCGAGAAGCGCACGCAGACGUACCUGCCCCAGAUCGAGAGCGGCCGUGCGCUCACCGCCACGUCGCUGGCCACGCUGAGCCAGGAGCUGCCGGCCUUCCGCCAGAUCACGGGCAAGGUGCGCGACGUGUACGUGUUCGAGGACCGCGUGCUGCUCGUGUCGACGGACCGGCAGUCGGCCUUCGACCGCGCGCUGGCCUCCGUGCCCUUCAAGAGCCGCGUGCUGACGCUCACGAGCGUCUGGUGGUUCAACCAGACCAAGCACAUCGUGGCCAACCACCUGCUGGGCGUGCCACACCCGUCCGCCAUGCUGUGCCGCAAGUGCACGGUCUUCCCCGUCGAGUUCGUCGUGCGCGGCUACAUCACGGGCUCCACCAGCACCAGCAUGUGGACCAACUACAAGAACGGCAGCCGCGACUUCUGCGGCCACAAGCUGCCGGACGGCUUCAAGCAGCACCAGAAGCUGCCCGAGAACCUCGUGACCCCCACGACCAAGGACGACGAGCACGACGAGCUCAUCUCCGGUCUGGAGGUGGUGAGCAGCGGCCGCAUGACCCAGGAGCAGUGGGACUUCUGCGAGAAGAAGACGCUCGAGCUGUUCGCGUUCGGCCAGGAGCAGGCCGCCAAGCGCGGCUUGAUCCUCGUGGACACCAAGUACGAGUUCGGCGUCGACGAGGCCACGGGCGAGAUCCUGCUCAUCGACGAGAUCCACACGCCCGACUCGAGCCGCUAUUGGCUGGCCGACUCGUACGAGCAGCGCUUGGCCGAGGGCAAGUCGCCCGAGAACAUCGACAAGGAGUUCCUGCGUCUGUGGUUCAAGGAGCACUGCGACCCGUACAACGACGCCGUCCUGCCCGAGGCCCCCAAGGAGCUCGUGAGCGAGCUCUCGCGCCGCUACAUCCUGCUCUACGAGCUCAUCACCGGCUCGACGUUCGAGUUCCCCGCCCCUGACAGCAAGCCCGAGGACGAGUUGGUCGAGGGCGUGUGCAAGGCGCUGCUUUCGAACUAG